AUGGCCCAGGCCAAGAUCGACCGCCUCGAGGCAGAGCUGGCUCAGCUCCGAGCGAGCCUCGAUCCUCCGUCGUCGCCGCCACCCUCCCCGCCUCCGAGCUCGGCGGCCGGCUCGUCCUCUGGCGUCGUGUGGUGGCACGUCGUGAUCCCUGUACUCUCCGUGGCGGCGCUGGUGGCGGUCCUCUUUGUGCUACAUCGGUUUUCCCUCCUGCCCCGCACUGGGCGGCUGCGCUCGCGGCGGUCGCCACGCCGCCGAAGGCUUCCGCGCUGGCUGCGGCAGAUCACCGACGGCCUCGAGGAGGCCUCCUCGUCCGUCUUUGCGAGAGAGAGGGCGGGCGUGGUCCACGACAUCGCGGCCGUCUCUCCGGCCGACGAGGGCGGCGCCCACGGGCUCCUCUCGCGCCGCGACUCGAGCGACCCGCGCCGCGCACACCUCCUCGAGCUGCUCGAGCGGCUGGACGGCGGCGGCGGCGGCUUGGGGCCGCGAUCGGCGUCGCACGGGGAGGCGGGGGAGGGGGCGGCGUGCGCGGGCGCGUCGGCGGACAUCGACCGCCUCGUCGCGCGCACCGGCUCGCUGGACGCGGCGCUCGUGGCCGCCGUCAGCCAGGCGGGCUCCGCGGGCGACGUGGCGGCGCUGCUGCAGCGGGGCGCCUCGCCGCACUCUGCGCUGCUCGGGAGCGGGCCGGUGCUCUCGCUCGCCGCCCGCGGCUGCAGCGCCGAGGUGAGCAGGCUGCUGCUGAGCGCCGGCGCCGACCCCGACGGCAAGGACUCGCGCGGCUGGACGCCUCUCAUGCACGCGAUCGACGCGCACUCUGCCGCGGCGCCGCGCGAGCAGGUGGUGAGGGUGCUGCUCAGCCGCGGCGCGGCGGUGGACGUGUGGGGCGACGACCUGCUCGGUCCGCUCGACCUCGCCCGCGCGAAGGCGGCCGACGCCGUCAAGGCGGAGGGUAAGGGGGAGGGCAAGGCGGAGGGAGCGGGCGCGACCGACCUGCGCGUGUGA
Messenger RNA from Emiliania huxleyi CCMP1516, 999 nucleotides. RefSeq lists its product as hypothetical. The record is from RefSeq and is a predicted model, not a curated record. Bases 1 to 999 code for a protein of 332 amino acids. Lineage: Eukaryota; Haptophyta; Isochrysidales; Noelaerhabdaceae. The transcript has a single exon. Gene Ontology annotation, molecular function: protein binding.